AAAACUCCUGAUGUGUUACAGUUUUCUCUCGUGUGAUCACUGAACUGAACACAGAUCCACAUCAGACGUCCUCCAGGAAACAUGAAGGAGAUUUUCCACUCAAACUGAGAGUGUGUGUCUGUGUGUGUGUGUUUGUCUCAGAAUGACUGAAGUCCAGCAGAUGAGUGGUUGUGUGGAGGAAGACGAGUACAGAGCAGAGUCUCCAGGACCCAGCGGUCUGUCUGUGAAGAGUGACCAGUCUAUGGGCAAACCUAAUAACUUCAGUGAUGAACCUGGAGCCUCAGAGACAAAAGGUCAGAACCAGAGACAGAGAGCAGAGUCUCCAGGACCCAGCGGUCUGUCUGUGAAGAGUGAUGAGUCUAUGGGAACACCUUUAUACUUCAGUCAUGAACCUGGAGCCUCAGAGACAAAAGACAAGUUUGCUGUGGACAAGCAGACGUCCCGCUGUCCUCUGUGUCAGGACGUCCUGAAGGAUCCAGUCUCCACCAGCUGCGGUCACCGGUUCUGCAGACGCUGCAUCUCCUCAUACUGGGACCAGUCUGGUCCACCAGGAGACUCCUGCUGUCCCCAGUGUGGACAAAGACCCAGGACAGGACGUGGACCACAGGGCAUCUUUGCAGAUGUUGGUCUGCAGAAGGUUCUAGAUGAACAUAAGAUCAGUCUGAGGAGCAGAUUUGAACAUGUGACUGAAGGAACUGAAGGAACAGGAAGUAGAACCCUCCUGAACAGGAUCUUCACUGAGCUCUACAUCACAGAGGGACAGAGUGAAGAGGUCAAUACUCAACAUGAGGUGAUGCAGCUGGAGACGACCUCCAAGAAGAAGAUGGUCCAGGACACUCCCAUCAAGUGCUGCGACAUCUUUAAAGCCUUACCUGACCAGCAGGGGAGCAUCAGAGUCGUCCUGACCAACGGCGUCGCUGGUGUUGGAAAAACCUUCUCGGUGCAGAAGUUCACUCUGGACUGGGUCGAGGGUUUGGAAAACCAGGAUGUGAAUCUGCUGAUUGUGCUCUCGUUCAGGGAGCUGAACCUGAUCAGAGAUCAGCAGCACAGUCUUCUCACGCUGCUCCAUGUUUUCCAUCCAACAUUAGAGAAGGUCAGAGCAGAGGAGUUCGCUGUCUGUAAACCUUUGUUCAUCUUUGACGGCCUGGAUGAAAGCAGACUUUUACUGGACUUCAGCAGCAGGACGCUGGUUUCUGACGUCACACAGAGGUCAUCAGUCAACGUGCUGCUGACCAACCUCAUCCAUGGGAAUCUGCUUCCCUCGGCUCUCGUCUGGAUAACUUCUCGACCUGCGGCGGCCAAUCAGAUCCCUCCUACAUGUGUUGCCAGGGUAACAGAAGUACGAGGCUUCACAGACGACCAAAAGGACGAGUACUUCAGGAAGAGAUCCAGAACUGAAGAUCUGUCCAGCAGAAUCAUCUCACACAUCAAGACGUCCAGGAGCCUCCACAUCAUGUGUCAAGUCCCAGUCUUCUGCUGGAUCAGUGCUACAGUUCUGGAGCACAUGUUGACCACAGAGCAGAGAGGAGAGCUGCCCAAAACCCUGACAGACCUGUACUCACACUUCCUGCUGGUUCAGACCAAGUGGAAGAAAAACAAGUACGAUAAAGGACGUGAGACGAGUCCACGGGAGCUGACGGAGGCCGACAGGGACUUUCUUCUGAAGCUGGGGAGGCUGGCCUUUGAACAUCUGCAGAAAGGAGACAUCAUGUUCUACCAAGAAGACCUGGAGCGGUGUGGUCUUAGUGUGACAGAGGCCUCGGUGUACUCAGGAGUUUGUACAGAGAUCUUCAGAAGAGAGAAUGUGAUCUUCCAGAAAUCAGUCUACUGCUUUGUUCAUCUGAGCGUUCAGGAGUUUCUGGCUGCAGUCUACAUGUUCCACUGUUUCACCAACAGGAAGACAGAGGUACUGCAGGACUUCUUCAAACAAGAAGUUAAUGAUGAUGAUGAUGAUGAUGGUGGUUACACUUCUCUGGAUGUGUUCCUGAAAGCAGCCAUGGAGAAAUCCCUUCAAAGUGAAAAUGGUCACCUGGACCUGUUUGUUCGCUUCCUUCAUGGACUCUGUCUGGAGUCCAACCACAGACUCUUAGGAGGUCUGCUGGGUCAGACUCAGAACAGAAAAUCAGAAAUCAUCCAGAGGGUCAUUGAGAACCUGAAGGAGAUGAACACAGACAACAUCUCACCUGACAGAAGCAUCAACAUCUUCCACUGUCUGACAGAGAUGAACGAGCAAUCAGUGCAUCAGGAGAUCCAAGAGUUCAUGAAGUCAGAGAACAGAAGACAGGAACUCUCUGAGAUCCACUGCUCAGCUCUGGCCUACAUGCUGCAGAUGUCUGAGGAGGUUCUGGAUGAGUUGGACCUGGACAAGUACAGAACAUCAGACCAGGGGAAACAGAGACUGAUUCCAGCUGUGAGGAACUGCAGGAAGGCUCGGUUGUAUAACUGCAGUUUGACAGAGAUCAGCUGUUCUUCUCUGGUCUCAGCUCUGAAGUCCAACCCCUCACACCUGAAAGACCUGGACCUGAGGUGGAACCAGCUGCAGGAUUCAGGAGUGAAGCUGCUGUGUUCUGGACUGGAGAGUCCACAUUGUAGACUGAAGACUCUGAGGUUGAGUCACUGCAGGUUGACAGAGAUCAGCUGUUCUUCUCUGGCCUCAGCUCUGAAGUCCAACCCCUCACACCUGAGAGACCUGAACCUGAGUGAUAACCAGCUGCAGGAUUCAGGAGUGAAGCUGCUGUGUUCUGGACUGGAGAGUCCACAUUGUAGACUGGAGACUCUGGGGUUGAGGGGCUGUAGUUUGACAGAGAUCAGCUGUUCUUCUCUGGUCUCAGCUCUGAAGUCCAACCCCUCACACCUGAGAGACCUGGACCUGAGUGAGAACCAGCUGCAGGAUUCAGGAGUGAAGCUGCUGUGUUCUGGACUGGAGAGUCCACAUUGUAGACUGGAGACUCUGGGGUUGAGGGGCUGCAGUUUGACAGAGAUCAGCUGUUCUUCUCUGGCCUCAGCUCUGAAGUCCAACCCCUCACACCUGAGAGACCUGGACCUGAGUGAGAACCAGCUGCAGGAUUCAGGAGUGAAGCUGCUGUGUUCUGGACUGGAGAGUCCACAUUGUAGACUGGAGACUCUGAGGUUGAGUGACUGCAGUUUGACAGAGAUCAGCUGUUCUUCUCUGGUCUCAGCUCUGAAGUCCAACCCCUCACACCUGAAAGACCUGAACCUGAGCUGGAACCAGCUGCAGGAUCCAGGAGUGAAGCUGCUGUGUUCUGGACUGGAGAGUCCACAUUGUAGACUGGAGACUCUGGGGUUGAGUCACUGCAGGUUGACAGAGAUCAGCUGUUCUUCUCUGGUCUCAGCUCUGAAGUCCAACCCCUCACACCUGAGAGACCUGGACCUGAGGUGGAACCAUCUGCAGGAUUCAGGAGUGAAGCUGCUGUGUUCUGGACUGGAGAGUCCACAUUGUAGACUGGAGACUCUGGGGUUGAGUGACUGCAGUUUGACAGAGAUCAGCUGUUCUUCUCUGGUCUCAGCUCUGAAGUCCAACCCCUCACACCUGAGAGACCUGGACCUGAGUGAUAACCAGCUGCAGGAUUCAGGAGUGAAGCUGCUGUGUUCUGGACUGGAGAGUCCACAUUGUAGACUGGAGACUCUGGGGUUGAGUCACUGCAGUUUGACAGAGAUCAGCUGUUCUUCUCUGGUCUCAGCUCUGAAGUCCAACCCCUCACACCUGAGAGACCUGGACCUGAGUGGGAACCAGCUGCAGGAUUCAGGAGUGAAGCUGCUGUGUUCUGGACUGGAGAGUCCACAUUGUAGACUGGAGACUCUGAGGUUGAUGGGCUGCAGUUUGACAGAGAUCAGCUGUUCUUCUCUGGUCUCAGCUCUGAAGUCCAACCCCUCACACCUGAGAGACCUGAACCUGAGUGUGAACCAGCUGCAGGAUUCAGGAGUGAAGCUGCUGUGUUCUGGACUGGAGAGUCCACAUUGUAGACUGGAGACUCUGGGGUUGUGGGGCUGCAGUUUGACAGAGAUCAGCUGUUCUUCUCUGGUCUCAGCUCUGAAGUCCAACCCCUCACACCUGAGAAAACUGGACCUGAGUCAUAACCAGCUGCAGGAUUCAGCAGUGAAGCCUCUGUGUGAUCUUCAGAAGAGUCCAGACUACAGACUGGAGACUCUGAGGUGGGAGCCAUGAAUGUGUGUGUGUGUGUGUGUGUGUGUGUGUGUGCGUGUGUGUGUGUGUGUGUGUGACGCUGCUUCCACAGAUCUGUGACAGAACUCCAACGAUGAUGGUGUGAUUUUUCAGUCCUAACGUCCUGAACCUGUGACGAGCUGUUUCAACAUUUAACAUAAUGUGUCUUUAAUCCAAGAGUAUUCAUCUACAAUGUUAAUAAUAUCCAUCACCUUUAUUACAUGAUGUAUAAUUACAUAUCUAACAGUUUAACCCUGACCAGUCAACAUGUGUUUCCUUUUCAUUUGCAUCAGUUCAAUGUAUCUAUGUUGUCUACUGAUGAGUUUUAAAAAAUGCUUUUUAAAUAUUUGACAGAAUAAUUGAUUAAAGAUUCAAAAACUCUGAACUCCAGCACAUGAGAGCUAAUGAAAAUAAUGCCUGGUCCACAGUAUGUGGAGCUAAAGAGAGUGUCCUAAAACACCAUCAAGUCCUAAAACGCCAGCAAGUCCUAAAACACCAGCAAGUCCUAAAACACCAUCAAGUCCAAAAACGCCAGCAAGUCCUAAAACACCAGCAAGUCCUAAAACACCAGCAGGUCCUAAAACACCAGCAAGUCCUAAAACACCAGUAAGUCCUAAAACGCCAUCAAGUCCUAAAACACCAGCAGGUCCUAAAACACCAGCAAGUCCUAAAACACCAGCAAGUCCUAAAACGCCAUCAAGUCCUAACACACCAGCAAGUCCUAACACGCCAGCAAGUCCUAAAACACCAGCAAGUCCUAAAACACCAUCAAGUCCAAAAACGCCAGCAAGUCCUAAAACACCAGCAAGUCCUAAAACACCAGCAGGUCCUAAAACACCAGCAAGUCCUAAAACACCAGUAAGUCCUAAAACGCCAUCAAGUCCUAAAACACCAGCAGGUCCUAAAACACCAGCAAGUCCUAAAACACCAGCAAGUCCUAAAACGCCAUCAAGUCCUAACACACCAGCAAGUCCUAACACGCCAGCAAGUCCUAAGACGCCAGCAAGUCCUAAGACGCCAGCAAGUCCUAAAAUGCCAGCAAGUCCUAAAACACCAGCAGGUCCUAAAACACCAGCAAGUCCUAAAACACCAGCAAGUCCUAAAACGCCAUCAAGUCCUAAGACGCCAGCAAGUCCUAAAACGCCAUCAAGUCCUAAAACACCAGCAAGUCCUAAAACACCAGCAAGUCCUAAAACGCCAUCAAGUCCUAAGACGCCAGCAAGUCCUAAAACACCAGCAAGUCCUAAAACACCAGCAAGUCCCAAAACACUGGUAUGUCUGUCUGCUUAUUCUGUUUGUGUGUUUCCACCGGCUUUACUCGCCUCGCCUCGCCACGGCACAGUUUAAGUAGCGUUUCCACUAGCCUAGUACCUGGUUAGACGAGGUUCCAAGCGUGCUUAAAAGCAGGUACUAGGCGAUGAUUGGUCAGACUGCCGGCCGCUGAGUCCCGUCACAGGAAGAGACCUCCCACACACAAAUCAAGCCGAACAGCUCCGAACUGUAGAUCAUUUAAAACUACUUAACAAUCCUAACAACAUGGGUUAAUGUCCAACAACUACAGAAGUGUGGUGUGAAGUCACGAGACACUAGUGUGUGUGUGUGUGUGUGUGUCGCGUAUAAAACACAGUUUCACUCAGCCGUGCAGUGAUGACUCACAUGUUUGCUUCAGAGACUCUGUCUGAACUUUCAGUGGAUUUUUCUGCACUCUUUGUCCAGUCCCACGUUGAUCCCGCGCCUGUGUUUCUUACGCAUAUUUGAGGAUCUCCGUUCCUGUGUCCCGCGUUGUUUUUCCUGUGUGAGAAUAAAGACUGUUUCUUACCACCA
Molecule: messenger RNA, 6007 nt
Organism: Solea solea (common sole)
Lineage: Eukaryota; Metazoa; Chordata; Actinopteri; Pleuronectiformes; Soleidae
Product: NACHT, LRR and PYD domains-containing protein 12-like
Exons: 17
Coding region: 143-4186 (1347 amino acids)
Molecular function (GO): protein binding
Source: RefSeq, a predicted model, not a curated record